Molecule: messenger RNA, 1242 nt
Organism: Daldinia caldariorum
Lineage: Eukaryota; Fungi; Ascomycota; Sordariomycetes; Xylariales; Hypoxylaceae
Product: FAD/NAD(P)-binding domain-containing protein
Exons: 1
Coding region: 1-1242 (413 amino acids)
Molecular function (GO): FAD binding
Source: RefSeq, a predicted model, not a curated record
AUGCCUCCUCUAAAAAUCUCCAUCAUCGGGGCCGGUCCGGCCGGGUGUAUGCUGGGCCGGAUUUUAUCCCUAUCCAAAAUCCCGUUCCAAAUUUACGAAAGCGACGAGAGUCCGGACUAUCGGUCUCAAGGCGGCACGUUAGACUUGCAUCCCGGCACGGGCCUCGCCGCGAUGAAAGAUGCCAUGCUAUGGGACGAGUUCUUGAAGCACGGCCGGCUCGACGGCGACUAUAUGCUCAUGACCGACAAGGAUCUUCACCCCUUGAUGCAGGUCGGCCCCAGCAACAAGCUCGGCGAGCGCCCGGAAAUCGACCGCGCCGAGCUGCGCCGGAUCUUGGCGGAAUCGCUCCCGGAGGGGAGCAUCAAAUGGGGCCACCGGCUACGGCGCGUUGAAGAAGGGAAUGUUUUGGUGUUUGAUAAUACUACGGUGGCCGAUUCCGACCUCAUCAUCGGAUGCGAAGGAGGCUGGAGCAAGGUGCAAAGUUACGUCGCGCCGGCGGUUAAGCCACGCUAUACCGGGGUCGGGUACCACGGUCUCCAGAUACCCGAUGCGGCCAACACCGCGCCAGACGUCUAUAAGCUUGUCAACCGCGGGAGCGUCUUUGUCGCGUCGAAAGGGAAGAGGAUAAGCAUACAGCAGCUCGGCACGGGUGCCCUCAGCGUCGGCUGGUGUUCGCGUCGUCCGGAAAACUGGAUGGAAACUUGCGGAUAUGACCCCCAUAACAUCGAGCAGGUGAAAGAAGCGAUUCUCAAGGACAUGGAGGACUGGAAUCCGUUGUUGCGCGAAGCGAUCGGAAAGGUCGGAGAGGGCCUGUGCAAUGCGAAGAAUCUAUACAUGCUCCCGGUCGGCUGGCGCUGGGAACACCGCCGCGGCGCAACGUUUAUCGGCGACGCGGCACAUCUGAUGACCCCGUUUGCUGGCGAGGGAGUAAACGCCGCGUUUGACGAUGCGCGAAGGCUCGCAGCUGCGAUCGUAAAGGCGAUUCAAGCAGGUGGUGGGUUGGACGAGGUGGACAAAGCAGUGAAAGCGGCUGAGGAGGACAUGUUUGAACGUAUGAAAGUAUACCAACGACAGACGGACGAAAUCACAAAGCUAUGGUUCUUUAGCGAGGAGGAUAUUAAGGACGUCAUUCCCAAGGUGAUGAUAGAGCACGCUAAGGCGAAGACGCCGACAGUCUUACAUCCUCUGGUCUGGGGACUUAUCAAUUCGUAUUGGUUUGUUAAGAAGAUGACUUUGGACUAG